This is a messenger RNA of Phodopus roborovskii (desert hamster), 822 nucleotides long. Its product is annotated as ALX homeobox protein 1. The record is from RefSeq and is a predicted model, not a curated record. Gene Ontology annotation, molecular function: RNA polymerase II transcription regulatory region sequence-specific DNA binding; DNA-binding transcription factor activity, RNA polymerase II-specific. The coding region runs from base 183 to 749 and encodes 188 amino acids. Lineage: Eukaryota; Metazoa; Chordata; Mammalia; Rodentia; Cricetidae. The transcript has 4 exons. Gene Ontology annotation, biological process: regulation of transcription by RNA polymerase II.
GCAGCCCGAGAGAGAUCAGUAGAACUGCUUAGAGGGAGCAAAGACCAGUUGAGCCACCUGGAAGAGGCGCAGACUAACUGAGCCACCUGGAAAGACUGCAACCUGUUGUUAUGCCUUCAGGCUGUGUAGCUUGCUUCGGGUGUCCAGAUUUUGUGAGCCAUCAUCCAUACUGAGGUCCCACCAUGGCUUUCCACUCCAAACACGUGGACCCCAAUUUCUACAAGCUGGGGGAAAAUGAGAUCGAAGUGAGUCUUGAUUUUGAAGAAGAGGAUACUACGACAGCAGAAAAUGGCACCUUUGGUAAAGUUUCUCUAAAUGGUUCAGACAAAUCAAAGAACCAUGGCCUCCCAGACCACAAGGAUGAUGUGAUCCACUCUGCAGUCUUCAACUCCCUUGCUGACAACAACAAAAAUGAGAGCCCCCAAGGGUCUGGACACCCACAGAUGGAGGGGCAGGAGAAAAUGGCUGCUUCCAGAGUUCCGCGAGUCCGCCGCAGAAGGCCACGGAUCCAGUUUGGUCUCACCCCCAGGCAGCUGAGUGAACUGGAAGACGUUUUUGAAAAAACUAAGUACCCUGAUGAGAUCAUAAGGAAGGACCUUGCCAAGCGCUUGUUCCUUGGAGAAUCCAGAGUGAGGAGUUGGUUUAAGAGACGAAGAGCCAAAUACAGGAAAACUCAGCAGUCUCUAAUGCUCCAGUGUGAAUCUGCUGAUAGGAGUUCUGAAGCAUCAUCCUGUCCAAGCACCAGAUGAAGACAGGAUAUUCUGAUGUCACUGACACAUUAAGAGCUUAUAAUGGCUGUGAAACCUUUUCCCUUCAGCAAUA